This is a messenger RNA of Talaromyces stipitatus ATCC 10500, 1482 nucleotides long. RefSeq lists its product as uncharacterized. Gene Ontology annotation, biological process: sphingolipid metabolic process. The transcript is spliced from 2 exons. The coding region runs from base 1 to 1482 and encodes 493 amino acids. Gene Ontology annotation, molecular function: glucosylceramidase activity. The record is from RefSeq and is a predicted model, not a curated record. NCBI's taxonomy places the organism in Eukaryota, Fungi, Ascomycota, Eurotiomycetes, Eurotiales, Trichocomaceae.
AUGCAACUUAUCAAGUGUCUUGGGACACUUUCUAUUUACCAUGGAAUCUGCUCUGCCUCCACCGUGACCAUCGAUCCAAAGUCACAGCUACAAGUUAUCGAUGGCUUUGGCAUCUCUCAGGCCUUCGGCCGGGCCUCUCAAUUCAAAGCUCUCGCCCAAGGACCCCAACAGAAAGGUCUAGAUUACCUAUUCAACACCACCACCGGGGCAGGUCUCUCCAUCAUUCGCAAUCGUAUCGGCUCCGGAAGCAACUCGGCAGACUCUAUCGAACCCAAUAGUCCUGGAAGUCCGAAUGCGAAGCCUACCUAUAUCUGGGAUGGAGACGAUGAAGGUCAGGUAUGGUUCAGUCAAGAGGCGAUGGGUUACGGUUAUCUGCACUAUUACAACCAGACAGGAAUCCCAAUCACGCACGUUGGGUUUCUCAACGAACCGGAUGGGUCUGACUUUAUGCUUUCUGACGCCGCGCAAGCGGCUUCAAUGAUUCCAAUCCUACAUAGCACCCUGGAAAUUGAGGGUUUUGGUCAUGUCAAGAUGACAUGCUGUGACAAUAUUGGCUGGAACUCACAGAAAGCCUACACAAAGAAUCUCACCAAGGCCGGCAUGGAUGAAUAUCUGUCCGUGAUUACAUCGCACAUGUACUCGAGCGACGCAACAACUCCCAUGGAUACCAACCUGACGACAUGGAUCACCGAAGCGGCUGAUCUAACCAACCCUUGGUGCACAACCUGGUACAGCACCGGAAGCUUAUGUGAAGGUUUUACCUGGGCUGUCAAACUAGCAGAAGGAAUCGUCAACGCUGGCCUAUCUGCGUACCUGUAUUGGGAAGGUGUGGAAGUCAGUCAGCAGCAAGCAGCUUCAUAUCUUGUCCUGAGUGACGGGACAGAUGUAUACCCAUCGGGUCGCCUGUGGGCAAUGGCUCAUUGGUCCCGGUAUAUCAGGCCUGGCGCACACCGCGUUGCUACCACAGGAACUGUUCCAAACACUAUUAUUGGAGCAUUUGUCAAUACUGAUUCUAGUCUGGUAACUGUGCUCACCAACAGCGGUGGCAUUGCACAAAACGUUGAACUCGACCUUCCAGGAGCCAGCUCAGAUAAUGUGUUUGCCGUUGUCACGGAUCAGAGUUCCCAAAUGGCUCCUCUCGACAUGAAUGUAUCGAAUGGUAUAGUGUCCGUGUCUGUCCCAGCAUACGGUGUCAUCACUGUGAAGUCCGAGGGUACCGUUGCAGGUGGAUCAUCCAACAUCGCCAGUCCAUCGAAGAUCAAUAUAGCAACACCGAGCUCGACCGCUAUCUCCAGUUCGUCUUCUGUCUCGCGUGCCAGAUCCUCGAGUGCUAUCCCAUCCAGUUCAAGGGCAGUGUCCAAAUCAGCGCAGAACUCGUCAGCCAUGCCAGGAAAAGUGCAGGCAUCUACGGCCAGUGCUUGCGAGGCUCCUAUACCAUCCCAAGUCCACCACAAUCAUCAUGGCCAUCACAGCCACCAUUAG